AUGACAGGGAGGCAAGUACGAAUCAGGAGAAGAGAAGAAGUUUCUUUAUACAGCUCAGUAAAGCUGUGGUGCUUCCUGCCACGGGAUGCUGCAGCUAUGGAAAAUUUACUGCAGUCCACAGAACAAUUAGAAAAAUCCUUUGGUCUCUGGCCAUCUGAAGAAGUGAUGGCUUACUACUGCAUAAAGCACAAUGAAAUAUUCAGGGACCUUGCUGUGUGUGAGCUAGGGGGUGGCAUGACAUGCUUGGCUGGGCUCAUGGUUGCUAUUUCUGCAGAUGUCAAAGAAGUUCUGUUAACUGAUGGAAAUGAAAAGGCCAUCAAAAAUGUAAGUGAGAUCAUCACAAGAAACCACAAUGCAGGAAUAUUUAAGGCUCAGAAAGUGUCAAGCUGCAUUUUACGAUGGGAUAAUGAGACAGAUGUCUCUCAACUGGAAGGACAUUUUGACAUUGUUAUGUGUGCUGACUG
Molecule: messenger RNA, 464 nt
Organism: Antrostomus carolinensis (chuck-will's-widow)
Lineage: Eukaryota; Metazoa; Chordata; Aves; Caprimulgiformes; Caprimulgidae
Gene: CAMKMT
Product: calmodulin-lysine N-methyltransferase
Exons: 6
Cellular component (GO): cytoplasm
Molecular function (GO): calmodulin-lysine N-methyltransferase activity
Source: RefSeq, a predicted model, not a curated record